CGUCUUGGCGCGGUCAGCUGACUGCUGUCAUGUGAAACACCAGCGCGAAGCGGAACAGAGUAAAGCAGCCGAGGGCAUCUCCUAUGGCUCAGCUGAUCAGCUCGCCACUUGUUCUUUCGCUGCUACUUUUGUGCCUCCUUCCCCUGCGGGCUGAUGCCGCUCCCUAUGAGCCUACCUGGGAGUCGUUGGAUUCCAGGCCGCUUCCCACGUGGUUUGAUGAAGUCAAGUUUGGGAUUUUUAUCCACUGGGGGUUGUUCUCUGUACCCAGCUUCGGCAGCGAAUGGUUUUGGUGGUAUUGGAAGAAAGAAAAGAGAGAAUCUUACAUAAAAUUUAUGGAGAUGAACUACCCUCCUGGAUUCAGUUAUGAAGAUUUUGGACCCUUGUUUACAGCAGAGUUUUUUGAUGCUGACCAGUGGGCAGAUCUUUUGAAAUCUUCAGGUGCCAGAUAUGUAGUCUUGACUUCGAAACAUCACGAAGGAUUUACCCUAUGGGGAUCUAAAUAUUCUUGGUCUUGGAAUGCUGUUGACAUUGGACCAAAGCGGGACAUUGUGGCUGAGUUGGCUUCGUCCAUUAGAAACAGGACCAGCUUACACUUUGGGCUGUACCAUUCACUAUUUGAAUGGUUCAAUCCUCUCUUUCUUAGUGAUGCCUCCAAUUUAUUCAGAACCAAACAAUUUCCAAAUGCCAAGGUGCUCCCAGAGCUGUAUGAGAUUGUGAAUUGGUACCUCCCAGAGAUUCUGUGGUCAGAUGGAGAUGGGAAUGCCCCAGACACUUAUUGGAACAGCACUGGAUUUCUAGCUUGGCUUUAUAAUGAGAGCCCAGUUCGAGAUACAGUUGUAACAAAUGAUCGCUGGGGAACUGGCAGUAUCUGUAAACAUGGAGGAUAUUACACUUGUUCAGAUCGCUACAAUCCAGGACAUCUUUUGCCUCACAAGUGGGAAAACUGCAUGACAAUUGACAAAAAGUCAUGGGGAUACAGGAGGAAUGCACAGUUGAGUGAUUACCUCACAAUUCAAGAGCUUGUAAAGCAACUUGUAGAAACUGUGUCCUGUGGAGGAAAUCUCCUGAUGAACAUUGGACCUACCCAUGAUGGUCGCAUUUCUGUUAUUUUUGAAGAGCGCCUGACACAAAUGGGGAAAUGGCUGUCAGUGAAUGGAGAAGCCAUUUUCAGUACAAAACCUUGGAGAGCUCAGAAUGAUAGUGUUACACCGGAAGUAUGGUACACUUUCAAACCAAAAGAAAAUGUCCUAUAUGCAAUUUUCCUUAACUGGCCAUCUUCUGGAUUUCUUGUGCUUGGUGAACCAAAAGGUAGUGCUGAGAUGACAGAGGUAAAAAUGAUUGGCUAUGGAGAACCACUGAAAUGGACUUCUUUAGGAGAACAGGGAAUUAUAGUCACUAUACCUCAAUUACCCUUUAGUACAUUGCCCUGUGAAUGGGCUUGGACACUGCAGCUGACCAAAGUAAACUAGUGGCAAACAUCCCUUACUUAUGAAUUGCCAUUAUAGUAUUUUGAUAAUCAGAUCUCAGUUAACAUGGAGUUAUUUUUGGAGGGAAUGUGGGCAUCCACACACUGAUCCUUACAGUUUCAGUUUCUCAAAUGCCAUGUGAAACAGAGUCCUAUCAAUAGGGGUCCAUGUCAGAAAAAGUUUAUAAAAUUCAAAGUGAUCUCAGAAGUUCAUAAAAGGUGAGAAGUUCAGAACUUCACAUUUUCUGCUUCAAAAAAGCAUUAACCUACCAGGCAGAAGUCUACCAUUAGUCAUAAAGGAGAGAAUCCUUAAAAGAGAUCAUCUGUAUAGCCCCACUAACCUUUUAAGCCUGUCUUUAAUUAUACUGAAUAUGAACAAUAGCUUUUUAAAAAGCGGCAAGUCUUUAUCCAGCUAGAGAUAACCAUAACUGUACCUUUAGAAGUAAAGACACACUAGUUGUUUCACUGAGACUGGAGGACAAACUAGACAUGAUUUCCACAGGUCUAACUGUUGGACACCACUGCUAUGUUAAAGAAAUUUUAAAGUGUCAGAAGGGCUUGAUCCUGAUCAAGGCCUGCAGCACAGUGGGUGCUCUUGUUUUCUUCAUGCACCUUUUCAAGUACUGAAACAGCUGCUAGAUGGUGUGGGGGCACACAUAAGACUUCCUCAGCCCUCCAUGCUGCAGACCCUUGCAUUUUAAAAUCUCUUUUAAAUGCAGUGGCUGCCAUGCCUAGUUUCACCCUGAGUCAUGAUGAUUCUUUGAAACGAUGUUGCACAGCAGGACUUGGAUCCUACUCUUGACUGACUGUAAAUGAUCUACAGCUGUACAUUAAUGCUUUUGUAAUCAGCAGUUAACUAUUAGGGUUGUUAAGGUGCUGCUCUCUCAGGGGGAUGUUUAGUGAUUUUUAAAUAACCUGAUAAUCUUAUCUAAAUGUUGGUGAUACACUUGUAUCUACCUGCAACACUUCUCUACAGUCCUUUUAUCUAUAAACAACUACAGGGUAGUUUUGUGAAUCAGUGCUGGCAUCCAGCUUGGAUAGCCUUUUGUUCUGUAUUUAAACCUUUACAGCUAUGUGUUAAGGACAUAAAAUAACAAAGUCUAGUUCAGAAACAGGCAUAUGAAAAGGAGAUUAUAAUUUCUUUUGCUAUGGUAUAUUAAUAAACAGAAGAUGACAAAA
This is a messenger RNA of Heteronotia binoei (common prickly gecko), 2644 nucleotides long. RefSeq names its product alpha-L-fucosidase 2 (gene FUCA2). Lineage: Eukaryota; Metazoa; Chordata; Lepidosauria; Squamata; Gekkonidae. Bases 84 to 1469 code for a protein of 461 amino acids. Gene Ontology annotation, biological process: glycoside catabolic process; fucose metabolic process. The record is from RefSeq and is a predicted model, not a curated record. Gene Ontology annotation, molecular function: alpha-L-fucosidase activity. Gene Ontology annotation, cellular component: lysosome. The transcript has 7 exons.